Messenger RNA from Eruca vesicaria subsp. sativa (arugula), 414 nucleotides. NCBI's taxonomy places the organism in Eukaryota, Viridiplantae, Streptophyta, Magnoliopsida, Brassicales, Brassicaceae. The record is from the annotation of a GenBank genome assembly.
AUGGUCAAUUUGCUGUGCUUUUUUUUUUUCGAUGAGUUCUGUUUUUUAAAGCUAUGGUUAAAGAGGAAGAACCAUCUAAGGAAGGAGAAGAAGAGAAAGAGUUGGUUCGUGGCAGUUGGGACGGUUGUGGGGACUGUGGUGGCAUUUAUGUUGGUGCCUAUGAGAUCACUUGGUCCGGAUAACUGGAAAAUAGCAUCUGCUCUUAUGGGCAGCUACAUUGGUGGAUCGCUACUCAAGAUCCAAAGAGGCAUGCUUCCUGCAGUUACAGCUAUCACCAUUGUUUUGGCACCUUCUUUCCCUGAUUUCUUCAACUCUCUGGCACCUUCUGCUGAAACCAUCUCUCUCGUUCUCAUGCUGGAUAUGAAAUAUGUGAGAUGUUCAAUUUUGUGUAAACAAGAGAAAGAAAAGAACUAA